Molecule: messenger RNA, 2574 nt
Organism: Trachemys scripta elegans
Lineage: Eukaryota; Metazoa; Chordata; Testudines; Emydidae
Exons: 17
Coding region: 205-1983 (592 amino acids)
Cellular component (GO): precatalytic spliceosome
Molecular function (GO): single-stranded RNA binding; zinc ion binding; double-stranded RNA binding
Source: RefSeq, a predicted model, not a curated record
UUAGCGGCGGAAGUGACGUUUCGAGUUGGGGUCCCGGAUGUAGUUGCGCAUUCCCUGAGGUACUGUUGCUGGCGUUUUCUUCGGGAGCGUCCCCGCGCCGGCCGCAUCCACGUUCCUCUGACGCCCUCCCAUCUCCUCUGGCCUGAGGCUCUGAGUUCUACUCUCCUUCUCUCCCCCAGCUGUGCUCUGAUCCACUUUUACAAGAUGAGCACCACCAAUGUGGAUGAUGCUAAACCAGAAGAUGUUAAACAAGAAUCUGAGAAAAAGAUAUUUUAUUGUGAGGUUUGUAAAGUUCCAUGUAUGAGUUCUAUAAGCCUUCAGUCACACUUCCGUGGAGCAAAACAUAAAAAGAAAGAGAGAGCCAUGAAUGCUUAUCGUGCUCCUGCUCCAGUGAUAUAUGAAACACAGAGACCAGUUAAGCGGAAGCUUACAAAGGACAUAACCUGUCUGAAAGAUUUUAUGAAAGAUCCCAAAAGAGAGGAACCUCUAGUUGGUUUAGAACAUGUGGUCGAAAUCAGAUUUGAAGGGAGGAGAGAGCCACAUUAUGAAUGCAAACUGUGUGAAUUUAACACGGAGAUGGCACCUAUGAUAGAACAUCUCAGUGGCUAUAAACACAGAAGAGCAUAUAUUUCUAAAGAAUUUCCAGAUAAAAUGAAGAAAAACACACCAGGUGUGAAAGAGGACAAAGUCUCAUUUCUCAGACGGAUAGCGAGAGAGAUAGAAAAGGCUGAAGGUUUGAAAAUGUAUAAGACUGAAGGUUAUACAAGACCCAGUAUAUCUUCCUCAUCAUCAAAGAAAAAAUCAAGGUGGGAAGAUGAUUACAAGCCUGAGAAUGAUCCAGUUCGAAAGCAGAAAGCCCUGGAAUACUUGGAAUCUUUUCGGGUCACCUCAGACACAGAAGCAACUCUGGUAGUUAGUAUUACACAAGAGCUGACCGAAGCUUUGAAGACCUUUUGUAAAAAGAAAGCAGCUGUCAAUUAUGCCAGCAGCCUGAGGCCAUUGAUGUCAAUAUCUCAAGAUGAGCUUUCAGCAGGAAAAAACACCCCAAAACCAUACAAGUCUUAUGACAAUUACAAAGGCAAUUCAGGAAAUACUAAUUGGAAUCAAGAUUUUUCAUCUCAAAGACCUGAACAGGAACAAUUUACAUCACAAUUGGAUGCAAACACUUCAUUCACCACUGCCAGUUCAUAUAGUUACCAAACAGGUGAUGGAUCAUCCUCAUAUGGACUAAAACCUAAUGAUUCUGCAACAAUGGCUGCACUCAGUAAUUCAUUUGCCCUUCAGACGGGAGGCUUUGCUACUGGGAUCAAUGAAUGGCUGAAGCAAUUCAACCAAUCUGCUUCUGUAUCCUCCCAGUCCACUUCAGGUGGAGGCACCUCUCCCUACUUCACAUAUUCAGGGAGUGGGUAUUCAACAGAAUACAAGUCUAAUAGUGCCCAAGGAAACAAAACUACGGCACCUGAUAACAGAAUGGCUUAUGGUGUUGGAGGUACAAAUUGGAAGAGUCAAAGAGCAUUUCCAAAUACAAGGAAUUUACCUGAUCAGAGAUCAUCCUAUUCUGCUUCCUCUGCUACAUAUCCUUCAUCUGGAGGAUAUUCGACAAACUACCCUUUACAAGGCUGUUCAUCUUACUACAGAGGUGGGUCUUCAAAUUCCACUUCUUCAUCAAGAGGUGGUUCUAGUUGGUCAGAAGAAUCAAGAUAUCAGAAAUCAAAUUUCAAGACUGAUUCGGCCUCAUUUCGUUCCUCCUCUUCUGUCCACAAUUCAUACAAAGAUUACCAACAACAAAACAGAGAGUCAGAUAAGAUGUUUGAUGAAGAUGCCAGUGGUCUUACUCCCAACAUUCUGCAUAGACUUCAAGGAAAGGAUGUACCUACAAUGACCAGAAUGCUCAAACAGUUGACUCCAUAUUAUCCAGCUCUUCAAAAAAUCAACAUUGAAACAUUAGUCAAAGCAUUAAUUAAAACUAGAGAAAUAAAUUAAGAAGAUAAAACAGCUGAAUUGGAACUGAUGAACAGAACACUGAAGAAUCUUCACUUCAAGUUUUUAGGAAACAAACUCAACAAUUCAGUUUUGGAUGUGGUUUUUUUUUUUGGUUUUGUUUGUUUGUGGAAGGGGAUAGGGUUUAUGUUUUUAGUACAGUAAAAAUGUAGUUGGAGCACAAAUUAUUGUCAUGGAGAUGAAUAUACUGUUCAGAUAUUUUUAUGCAUUUGUUAAAUAUUUUUAGUAGAUUGCACUGGAAACUCUUGGUUUUUGAGGGGCUGGUUAAUAUUAAUCACCCUUUUCCAAAAAGUUUUUGUAUGUUACAAUCCAUUUAGGAAGAAUAUUCACUGAAAAUAGAGUUCCAUUGCAUGGAAAAUACAGAAAUGCAUUACUUCACAUAUAAACCAAUGGCCAGUUCUUCUAAUUUUAGACUUUAUAAUGAGUUAGGAUACUUCUUAGAAGUGACUAUACUGAAUUUCUUUUUGGAACACAUUAAAAUGAUGGGCCCUAAACAAAAUGUUUCUCCUCCUGUGGACUUAAAAUGUGCUCUUAAAUAAUAAAAUGCAAACACUUGUUAGUGGAAAAACUUAA